Oppiella nova is the source of this 1161-nucleotide messenger RNA. Lineage: Eukaryota; Metazoa; Arthropoda; Arachnida; Sarcoptiformes; Oppiidae. The record is from the annotation of a GenBank genome assembly.
AUGCAUUUGAUUGACAGGACGACCGAUGAAUUCCGGUUCUGUUGUCUGGCCCGACACGUGGAGACCUGCUAUCCGGCGCCCGAGAGCCUCGAGUUCUCCUCGUGCGAGGAUCUCAUGUCAAACUCCAUACUCCGGGUCUGCAUUUGGGUGUUGGGAGUGGUGGCCCUCGUGGGCAAUAUAACUGUGAUAUUAUGGCGAACCAAAUACAGGAUCACCAACAAAGUGCACUCCUUUCUCAUCAUAAACCUGGCGCUGGGAGACCUACUUAUGGGCAUAUAUAUGCUCAUUAUCGCCGGUGUCGACGCUUACUAUCGUGGCAUAUACUUCAUAGUGGACGCGAUGUGGCGUCAGAGCACUCUUUGCCACUUCGCGGGCUUCCUCUCAACCCUAUCGUCCGAGUUCUCGGUCUUCACAUUAACUGUCAUAACAUUAGACCGUUUCGUGACAAUUGUGUUUCCACUGAAGUUCAGGAAAAUCAAGAUGAAAAAUGCCUGCAUUAUAAUGAGCUUAUUAUGGAUAGUAUGUAUAGCUCUGUCAGCCGUGCCAUUAGUGGUGCCUCUAAUGGAUCUCAACUACUUCGACAACUUCUACGGCCGGUCCGGCGUAUGUCUGGCCCUUCAUAUAACUCAGGAGCGGCCCAAUGGAUGGGAAUACUCUGUAUUCGUGUUUCUUGUGCUCAACUUUCUGUCGUUCACCACAAUAGCCAUCGCCUAUCUGUGGAUGUUUUUCGUGGCAAAAAACACCACAAUCGCCGUCAGAACGCCUGAACACAAAAUACAUAACCGAAUGGCGCGAAGAAUGAUGUUUAUAGUGAUGACCGACUUCUGGUGUUGGAUGCCUAUCAUCCUAUUAGGCAUUAUCUCCUUCUAUGGCGUCAAAAUACCGCCACAGGCCUUCGCAUGGGUCGCAGUGUUUGUAUUGCCGCUGAACGCCGCCGUAAAUCCCACGUUAUAUACGCUCUCGACUCUAGUUUACCGAAAGAAGUCCAGUACUCCUCAAACCGUGUCAUUAAACCGCAGUUUUAAAGCUCGCAAUCAUUACAACAAUAGCGCUCCCAAACAUAACUUCAAGACUAGUUUUAUAUAACUAUAUACUCUAUCUAAUUAUAAACAAGUAUAUUGUCAUUUACUGUACAUAUAGCUUUGUUAAAUUGAUCUGGGA